Molecule: messenger RNA, 418 nt
Organism: Aspergillus candidus
Lineage: Eukaryota; Fungi; Ascomycota; Eurotiomycetes; Eurotiales; Aspergillaceae
Exons: 1
Coding region: 93-341 (82 amino acids)
Source: RefSeq, a predicted model, not a curated record
AAAAAGCAUAUUCCAUAUCUUCUUUUCUCCCACUUUCUUCUUGAUCAUAAUUGUUUUUUUACUGGCUUGAAGAUCCACGGAUCAAGCUUUUCAUGUUGUUUACUCUAUUCUUUCAUGUGUUGUGUUUCCCCCCAAGGUCCUGCCUAUCAAGGGCCGUGUCCAAUUUUGGAACCUUUGGAGCCCAGAUGAUGACGGGGGAAGAAACUAGACUCAAUCAAUCAAUCAAUCAGCCCAAGGGGAUGAUGGGAAGUCGGGACCUGGCGCAUCGGGCGUUUUGUGUUUGCUUGCUUCGCAUGACUUACGACGGCUGCCAUCAUCGAAUGAAAUCGUGGAGAAAAUAAUCAAUCAAAAAAAAGACAAAAAAAAAACACUACUAAAUAAAAAAUGAAUGAAUGAAAGAUAGACAAAAGAAAAAGAA